Harpia harpyja (harpy eagle) is the source of this 3621-nucleotide messenger RNA. RefSeq names its product protein FAM162B-like. Gene Ontology annotation, biological process: neuron apoptotic process; cellular response to hypoxia; positive regulation of release of cytochrome c from mitochondria. The record is from RefSeq and is a predicted model, not a curated record. NCBI's taxonomy places the organism in Eukaryota, Metazoa, Chordata, Aves, Accipitriformes, Accipitridae. Gene Ontology annotation, cellular component: mitochondrion.
UAGUCAUCGUGACGCAAGCAAAAACGGUUGGCAGCCAGGGUGGAAACGCGUGCUACUCCCUUCUUACAGGAAGGGGUACUUUUACGUUAAUAACUCCUAGAAGCAGCCUUCUGGGCUCCUGCUGGUCCCCCUGCGUGCUCCCAGGUGGGUGGGAGGUGGUGGUCCGGACUGGGAUGCUGGGGGGGCUGCUGGGGCGCAGCCCCGGGCUGUGGCGGUGGGUGGCUCGGCCAGCCCUGCACCCCGCCAGAGCCGUCGGCGACAAAGUGAAGGGCGCUCGGGACGAGGCUUUGGAGACGGCUAAUCCAGGUUACAAACCUUUCAAAAAUGACAGAAAGCCUACAAAUUUUGAUAAAAAGGUGCUGGUAUGGGCAGGACGCUUUAAAAAGGAGGAGGACAUUCCCAAGCACAUAUCGUCUGAGGUCCUCAACGCAGCAAGGAACAGCAUCAGGAUAAAGGUUUGCUACAUCAUGAUUGCACUGACCUUGCUGGGCUGUUUGGCCAUGGUUAUCACAGGCAAAGAAGCCCCUGGAGAAGUGAACGUAAUUCUAGAAAGUGCCUGGAGAGAGCAGUUACCUUCAACACGGUCUGGGGUUCCCAGUGAAUGCAUCCUGCCUCGCCUCUCAGGACGCUCCGGGAAGUCAGUGCCACAGAUGCGUGUACAGCUGGUGCAGCAACCGAAGGAAACCACCAUUGCAACCCACAAACUGGUCUUUUGUUCUCUGAUUUAAGUCUUCAGAGUGCACAUAUUCAGGCUUUAUUCUGAGCCCUUCAGGGAAGCAAAGAAGACGCUGAGAUCCCCCUGUAAUCACCUGCCUCCGGGAGCUGCAGCUCCACAGACCGUACUGAGUAUCAGAAGAGCUGGCAAAAUCACUGGCUUAUCUGACUGCGGUGGGUAACGUGUUCGUUGUAGCGACAGGGAAGUGUUCCUGGUGUUGUGCAAGGAUAUUCUGUAUAAUUCCCAGCACACGCAUUCAAAAAAAGAAGCCAGAAAUCUGAGGCAGAAAUGUGGGGAAUAGGGGUCCAAGUGGCCUGUUUGGGCACCUCCAGGACUAGGGGCUGCUCAGGGCAAACGGAGCACAGAGGGAGCUGGACUGUGAUUUUGGGUUGUGGAGCCAAAAGUCAACCCAAGUGGCUCCUCCGAAACCAGCACAAAAUUGCAAAAAGCCAAUGUCCACAAAACAUCUACAGAUGCUCCAUUAUGUAUUCCCUUUUGAAUCUAUGCUAAAAUAAUCUGGUUCUGUAAUACGAUGCUGUUGGCUAGCCAGCGCUGGCUUGCAAGUGUCUGUGCAGGUGUUUCUAGUUCAGUUUCUGCAAUGCUGGGAUGCAGGUGAGUCUGUGCAUCAGGCUGGGGACUAAUGCCAGAAGAACUGAUUUAACUCCUGGUCUGGCCUCAGCAGUUCCUCCAUGGAUUAGGUAAGACAUUUGGCUUUUUGGUGUCUAUAACCUGGUCCUGAGCAUAGUGGACUUUUUGCCUUCAUGACAGCCACUGGCCUGCCUUCGUCCUCCGCUAUUGCUGUGGGAGCUGCCAGUCCUGGAAGUGGCAUAAAACAUAUAUAGCUUUUUCUAGAAGAAAUUAAAAGUAGCUCUUUUAUAUUGGUAGAUGUCAUACACCAACUGGCUUAUAAAUAUAACUUUAAUGCCUAAAAAAGGUGAUAAUCGCCUUUAUACUUGCUUAAUAGCAUCGUUUUAAAGUGAAUUACUGACAUCAUAUAUUACCUUCUUCCCCUACAGUAAAUGGUCUCUCCCUGCUGUAUUUUAUUACUUAUUGUAAAUUCAUUCGAGCAGUAUAUUUUGCUUUCAGCAAGGUACCCUCAGUUACUUUUUCUGUCUGGGAUAAAUUGAGAUAGAUUUUGCCUGUGCCUGGGUUCUGCUCAUGGCAUCCAUCUUUGCCCAUGAAAAGUUACAGCUGGAGUUGAACAGGACUUGAGAAAUGAUAAUAUCAUACUGCAGAAAGUUACAGAUCACCAGUCCACAGUCACGCUGUGUACAGAGAGCUCACUGAAGCAGUCAGGAGUUUAAUAGGAAGUGAAAAACAUAAAGAAAUGUGAUGUAUUCUCUAAUGUUUAUCCUGAUAAAGUAGUAAGUACAUUACAAGAAAAUGACACUAGUUAUUUACCAUGCCAUCGUAAGAUUAUACAGUAGCAUAUCACCCCAGGCACCACUUUUUGUCACUAGUUAACCAUUUUUGCCCUUGGAGGUCUAUGGAUUUAUUGCUAGAGCUACAGAAAUGUGAAUUAUUUGGGGGGGGGCAAAGGGGAGACUUCAAAGAUCUCCAUCCCUUUGCUGAAAAUUCCGUGCUCCCAAGGCUUAGCAAACCUGAUAGCUAUGGUCACUGUGUUGUCAAAUCAAAUAAAAGCCACGAGGCUGGCACCCAUCGCCUUCCUGCAGAAGUUGUGGACCCCCUGUGAAAACCGCUUGAUUGAAGGCUCUGGUUUCACAGCCGUGGGAGCAAGAUGUGACCCCAAGGUCGGUCGAGCUUUGCAGUGGCUCUGGGGACACCUGCCUGUGGCAAUGAAGUCUCCAUCUUUGCAUGCCUUUUAGGAAAUCCUACUAGAUGCCACUAGAUGCAACACUUUUAUGGGUCCAUCUAGCCCUUGGUUUGUGCUUCCAGCUCUAGAAACCCCAGUAUCAGUCCAUGGCAGGGUCUGGUGGCUGUGUUGGGAUGGAUGUUGGCAGAUAGCCCAUCACACCCGCCCUCGCUGCAAAGCAAUGCCUGCUGCGGCUAGUCAGAGCAGUAGCUCAAACACAGAGUUCAUAUGGAUGGAAAAAUAAUAAUUAUUCAGGUCUCCCAGGUUUCGGGGCUGCCUGCGGCUCUGGGACAGGUCAUCAGCACUUAACAUCCCGACUGCUUUUCCUGCAGCUCCUGGAGAGCGCGAACAGCAAAACUGUUCUCUCCUGCUCCCCUCCUGAAUUGUCAUCAUUCGCUCCUCACCAACAUCAAGUGUUUUAUUUAAAAGUGUUUAAAUAUGCAAAGCUUAUUUUGGAUUUGUAUUAUUAGAAUUUUUAAGUGGACAAGGGCGCAAUUUUCUCAUUACAAGGCAGAAAUGUUGCAUUUUAGCUCAAAGUGAGUUUUCAGUGCCAGGUUACAAAACGCAGGUAAUGAAAUAUGCAGAUUUUUAACAAUGGCAGUGAAAGCCUGGCAGGGCUGUGUGUUCUUAGGCAGGCAAACCUCUCUUGUCAGCUCAAAUCCACGUGGCAAGGGAAGGGAAACCUUAUGGGAGCUUCUGCUCAUCUUGUGGCAGAGUGGUUCAAAACAUAUCUUUGGGGAUACUUCUGGGCAUUGCUGGAAAUCUCACUCAAACCUGACUCUUUGAAGCCAAGCAGUGUGUUAAAGCCUACUGUGUUUCCCGUUCCCUCUGUGAGGACUCACUAUACAUUUCGCUCUGCAAAUUUCCCUUAUUUUCUUAUGGUACUGAUGAAAGGGCAGGUCUGUAUGCUAGAGGGGACCAGAGCACUUGUGGAAGGGGCUCUGCUGGGCUGUCUCUGUUGGCUAACCACUGUAAAACCCCUGAAAUUUAUUCUGUCCACACACGCUGCUGAGAAGAGAGGAGUGUUUCCUCUGGAGGUUUUAGCAUUCCGUAAGUAAAAUCAAUUGAUUUUUAGAUCAUGGGGCUAAGAGUU